Molecule: messenger RNA, 583 nt
Organism: Cotesia glomerata
Lineage: Eukaryota; Metazoa; Arthropoda; Insecta; Hymenoptera; Braconidae
Product: protein NATD1-like
Exons: 3
Coding region: 170-538 (122 amino acids)
Source: RefSeq, a predicted model, not a curated record
GUUGUUAUUAUUAUUGGUACCUAGCAACCAAAAUGACAACUUUGAAGUAACCUGUCAAAUGUAUAACAACUGUCAAAAUAGUGCCUCCUAAACUAUUAUUAUUAUUAUUAUAAAACUUGUGGAUUUGUUAUCAACAUAUAUUUAUAUCACCAAUAUAUUUUAAAUCCAUAUGAAUACAUCAACUUUAUUUAUUUCACACUUUUCAAGGAUAAUAAUACAGACAAGAUGUUUGUUUGGCGUUCACCAUAAUCCGAAACGUCAAAUUUUUUAUAUUAAACUAAAUAACAAUGAAAGAGCAACUUUAUUGUACAAAAAAAAUGACAAUAUUCUGGAUAUAAAAUCUGUAUAUGUACCGGAAGAAUUUGAAAAUCGAGGAAUUGCAAGAUUAUUAGCCGAGGCAGCUUUUACUUACGCGAUAAAAGAAAAUUUCAACUUAAUUUUGACUUGCAAAUACACACAGCGAGUAUAUGAAAAAAUAAAGUCUCCUGAGUUGGAAGAUCGUGUAAUUGGACCAUUAAAUUUGUUGAAACCUCUUUAAUAAAAUUAUAUUUAAUAAUAAUAAUAAAUAAAAUAAGAUAAAAUA